This is a messenger RNA of Lolium perenne, 1371 nucleotides long. RefSeq lists its product as uncharacterized. The record is from RefSeq and is a predicted model, not a curated record. Lineage: Eukaryota; Viridiplantae; Streptophyta; Magnoliopsida; Poales; Poaceae. Gene Ontology annotation, molecular function: zinc ion binding; nucleic acid binding.
AAUGCUUAAUGUUGAUGUUUAAUUUUGAGAAUGUCAUGACUGCAAAAAUAAUUCUGACCAACGUUGUGUUAUUUCUGCAAGUCAACCCCUAAUGUUGUUCUAAUUCAUGUCAUUUCUGCCCAACGGUGUUUGACAUAGAAUAAGAAAUUUAUGGCAUGUUUAUUUUAUAUGCAUGCAAUUUUACUAAUGAAUGUCCAUGUCAAAUUUCAGCUUCCGCUGCGAUGCGUUAUGAUGCUGUCGAGCAGUUGACCGGCAGCAACUUUCCUCGUUGGAAGAACUCCAUUGAGCUAUGUUUGGCUUUCAACGAGUUUGAUUAUGCCUUAAGGGAGGAUAAGCCCGUGGCGCCAGUUGCUGGUGCUACGGGGUAUGAUGAACUAAAGAAAACUUAUGACUCCAAGAUGGAGAAGUGGGACAAAUCCAAUCACGUUGCAAUGCUCGUGAUGAAUUCUUCCAUUUCACCUGAGAUUAUUGGGGCUCUCCCCAAGAAAGAUACUGCUAAGGAAUUUAUGGAAGCCUUGGAGGAGCAAUUCAAAGGCUCCGAAAAGGUUUAUGCUCAUGAGCUUCUUCACAAGCUACUUGGCAAGUAUAAAAAUGAUGGUGAUGUUAGGGGACACAUACUGAGAAUGAUAAAUGCUUCAAAUAAACUGAAGCACCUAAAGUGUGAGCUCAGUGACAACCUCCUUAUCAUCAUGAUCUUGGAGUCCCUCCCUGAAGAGUUCGAUCAGUUCAAGAUCAACUACAAUUCCAUGAAGGAGAAGUGGACACUUGCUGAGAUAUCCCCUCGGAUUGUCCAGGAAGAAGAAAGGAUGAUGAGGCAGAACAAGGAUCAGGCUUUUCAUGUUGGCUCCUCAAAGAGAAAGCAUGACGGGUCAGGCCCUUCAAAGUCGCCAAAGAAAACCUUCAAGAAGGAAAUGCCAAAGUUUAAAGGAAAGGAAAAGGAUAAUGGACAGUCUUCAGAGCCUACUGAUAAUGUGUGUUUCUUUUGUAAGAAGGAAGGCCAUUACAGGAAGGACUGUCAUGAAUACCUCAAGUGGAUGAUGAAGAAAGGGAUUAAAUUUGAUCCAAACCGUAACAAGCGGGGCAAGACGACUUAGAGUUGCAAAUGGAGUUGAAGUUGAUGUUGAAGCUGUUGGGUCACUCACCUUGGAGCUCCACACCGGCUUUCACCUUCAUUUAAAUAAUGUUCUUUAUGUACCUACUUUAAGUAGGAAUUUGAUUUCAGUUUCUUGUCUCGAUGAUAACAUGUUUGAGUGCAAGUUUGGCAACAAACAAUUUGUUUUAAAUUAUUGUAAUAAAGAUGUUGGCCUCGGUGUCAGACGAGGCAAACUAUAUAUGUUAUCUAUGAAUGAUUAUGUUUUGCAUGUGAGUAAU